This is a messenger RNA of Anopheles moucheti, 4142 nucleotides long. Its product is annotated as mucin-2-like. The transcript has 22 exons. The record is from RefSeq and is a predicted model, not a curated record. Bases 1 to 3549 code for a protein of 1182 amino acids. Lineage: Eukaryota; Metazoa; Arthropoda; Insecta; Diptera; Culicidae.
AUGUGUGGAAGUGGAAGCAUUUGCCGGGAAGCUGCCGAGACCCCGCAGCUGAAACGUAAGUGCUCGAGGAGCACUACCAUACUGCUUGGUGUGCUGUUAGCCGUUGGAACAGCUCGGGCCGAUAUUUCGACGCUCCUGCGCGGAGGUUACUCGGGCAACAAUAUCCUGCAGGACGAUGGAUACCAUUACGACAAACCAAAAGUACCGUUUGAGGAGCCAACCACACCGCGCAAGUGCGCGGUAACGGAUCAAAACCCGGACGGAAGCUGUGGUUAUGAUUAUCCAAAGCCAGAUCAAUCCUUUAAUCUGCCCAAUGAGUAUCUUCCACCAACGACAACGACGACUCGUAGGACAACAACCACCACACGUCCAACGACGACCACAACGAGAAGAACGACAACGACGACGCGUCCGACUACAACGGUAACGCUAAUUUCAAUUGUAUCUCUUGCCCUUUUUUUGCAGACUACUCGUCGUACUACUCCUGUGCAGGAGUAUCUCCCGCCGAGCACAACCCGUCGGACAACAAUAACUACCCGUCCCACGACUACGACCACUCGUCGCACAACAACCACCACCAGACCUACAACGACAACGCGGAGAACAACUACGCCGCGAGUCGUAACUACGACCAAGUGCCCACUGUCCGCCCAGAAUCCUGAUGGCAGCUGUGGAUAUGAUUAUCCGCGACCGGAUCAGUCAUUCACACUGCCGAACCGUGUGUCCACAACGACCACCACUCGUAGGACAACGCCACCACAAGAAUAUCUUCCUCCUACGACCACAACGAGACGUACAACGACUACCACUCGUCCCACAACAACGACUACUCGCAGAACUACUACGACGACGCGUCCAACAACCACAACAACGAGACGCCCCACUACGACGACCACCAAGUGUCCACCAUCGGCCCAAAACCCUGACGGAAGCUGUGGCUACGACUAUCCGAAGCCAGAUCAGUCCUUCACCCUUCCGAAUCGUGUUUCCACCACUACGCCAAGACCAACGACAACAACCCGUAGGACGACAACCACCACAAGGCCAACAACGACGACCACGCGUCGUACGACCACCACCACCAGGCCAACAACGCGAACAACGCAACGGAUCGUGACGACGACCAAGUGUGCUCCUUCCGCCCAGAAUCCGGACGGAAGCUGCGGUUACGAUUAUCCCAAACCCGAUCAAUCUUUCACGCUGCCGAAUCGGGUAUCCACUACAACGCCCCGCCAGACGACGACUACUCGUCGUACAACAACAACUCGUAGAACAACGCCAUCUCAGGAAUAUCUACCUCCUACGACAACUACCAGGCGAACAACGACACGGCCCACAACAACCACAACUCGCCGCACAACCACCACCACACGUCCCACGACAACAACCCGUCGAACAACUACGCCACGGAUUGUGACAACCACAAAAUGUGCUCCUUCCGCUCAGAAUCCUGAUGGCAGCUGUGGCUAUGACUAUCCCAAACCAGAUCAAUCAUUCACACUGCCAAACCGUGUGUCCACAACGACCACCACUCGUAGGACAACGCCACCACAAGAAUAUCUUCCUCCUACGACCACAACGAGACGUACAACGACUACCACUCGUCCCACGACAACGACAACUCGUCGCACUACAACAACAACACGUCCAACAACGACAACAACACGAAGAACAACAACGCGUCCCGUUGUAACGACGACAAAGUGCCCUCCUUCCGCUCAGAAUCCUGAUGGAAGCUGUGGCUAUGAUUAUCCCAAACCGGAUCAAUCAUUUACGCUGCCCAACAGAGUUUCUACAACUACAACACCGCGGCCAACAACGACGACCACCCGUCGUACGACGACUACAAUACGAAGAACCACACCGGCACAAGAAUAUCUGCCCCCGACAACGACCACACGCCGAACGACGACUACAACACGUCCAACCACUACGACAACAAGAAGAACGACAACUACAACGCGCCCAACGACUAGAACGACACAGCGCAUCGUAACGACCACGAAGUGUGCUCCAUCUGAUCGGAAUCCCGAUGGUAGCUGUGGAUAUGAUUACCCGAAACCGGAUCAAUCUUUCACGCUGCCUAAUCGUGUAUCGACAACAACAACACCCAGGCCAACCACCACUACCCGUCGUACUACAACGACAACACGAAGAACCACACCUGCCCAGGAAUAUCUUCCACCGAGUACAACAACUCGACGUACGACAACGACAACCAGGCCAACAACUACCACGCGGCGUACAACAACUACUACUCGUCCAACGACAACGACCACCAGAAGGACAACAACUACAACAAGGCCCACGACAAGGACGACGCAAAGAAUCGUAACCACAACGAAGUGUCCACUGUCGCAACAGAAUCCCGAUGGAAGCUGUGGAUAUGAUUAUCCGAGACCGGAUCAAUCAUUUACCUUGCCCAAUCGAGUGUCCACCACUACCACCAGACGGCCAACUACGACAACUCGACUUACCACGACAACUACUCGUCGCACAACUCCGGCACAGGAGUAUCUACCUCCGACGACUACUACUCGUCGUCCAACAACAACGACGACUCGCCCAACAACUACGACCACACGCCGGACAACCACCACUACAAGGCCCACCACCACCACCACCAGGUUGACGACUACUACACGUAGAACGACAACGAGACCUCCAGUAGUAACCACAAAGUGUCCACUGUCGCAACAGAAUCCCGAUGGAAGCUGUGGAUACGACUAUCCGCGACCAGAUCAGUCGUUUACGUUGCCAAACCGUGUAUCUACAACCACGCCACGAGCAACAACGACUACACGUCGGACGACUCCUGCUCAGGAAUAUCUACCACCAACAACUACAACUACUACCCGUAGGCCAACAACGACCACAACGACACGCCGUACAACAACCACUACUCGUCCUACGACAACGACCACACGGAGAACCACACCAGCAGUGGAGUACCUACCGCCAACCACUACGACGCGGCGUACAACAACUACCACACGUCCAACGACAACAACCACACGCCGCACAACCACAACCACCAGGCCAACUACGACUACGCGCGUAGUGACAACGACCAAAUGUCCGCUGUCCCAACAAAAUCCCGAUGGAAGCUGCGGUUACGAUUAUCCCAAACCGGAUGAAUCUUUCACGCUACCGAACCGUGUCUCAACAACCACUACACCGAGACCAACGACGACAACAAGACGCACAACGACCACAACAAGAACAACUACAACACGCCGUACGACACCGCCCCAGGAAUACCUUCCACCAUCGACCACCACGAGACGAACAACAACUACCACACGACCCACCACUACGACGACGACGACACCUCGGCCAACAACGACAACGGUGAAGGGAUGCAGCGAAACGGAGCUCAAUCCGGACGGUACCUGCGGUUAUGAUUAUCCGAAGCCGCCCAACCCACUCACACUGCCACCAAAGAUUCCGACCACCACCGUCCGGACAACGCCCGCGCCCGAAUAUCUGCCACCGGAGGAAACGACCGGCUAUGCGUACCCCAAGCCAGCCAUACCGUUUAACUUCUAGGAACUCUACAUCAAUCUCUCCUGGUUUACUGAUCCUUUGUUGUUCUCCCCAUCCCACCAGAACCUAGUUGUUUCAUUGUCCUGUUUUCCUGAACAUUCCUACCUACCCCCGUGUUUAGUGUGUUUGUGUUUUUGGUGCGUAUGUGCUGUGUACAUCGGUAACGUCGUUUCGUCGCGUUUUCGCAUAAUUUAAGGCAUAGCUAGUAGAAAUAACGUCGUGUUCUAGACCACCCGGAAAGCAAUCUAAUCUUUUCUACUUAUUUUUUGUUUUGGAAAUUGUCUUUGUCCGUCCAAAUUUCUUGUUUUCCCCCCGUUCCCUGUUUGGUAACAAAAUGAUUUAUUUAGAUUACGGUAACGAGUGGAAUGAAGUCUGCAACGGAGGAAACAAGUGUGUAUGGAAAAUACUCAUCAAACAUUGAAUAAGUUAGUCAAAACGAACACUAUUCCCGUGUUGAGAGGCCAGUAGUAUGUAGAUCUUUCGCUCUUCUGAUUUUUUUUUCUCGCUAUAAUAAUGAAGAUGUGUUCGAGGAUCGUGCAGAAAAAUAGUACCCGAAUAGAAAUGAUAAUAAUGAAGCAGUGGAAUAAAGAAACCAC